Trichoderma virens Gv29-8 is the source of this 387-nucleotide messenger RNA. RefSeq lists its product as uncharacterized. Lineage: Eukaryota; Fungi; Ascomycota; Sordariomycetes; Hypocreales; Hypocreaceae. The coding region runs from base 1 to 387 and encodes 128 amino acids. The transcript is spliced from 2 exons. The record is from RefSeq and is a predicted model, not a curated record.
AUGGCCAUCAGUCUAGCAUUGCCGGGUGCGGCAAUUACCAGGGCCGCAUGGAAGGCCGCAUUGAGCUUUGAACGGGAAGAUCGCGAGAGCCGUGCAAAGGAUGUCGGCCGCAUCGUCGGCCGCAUCCUUGGUCUCUUCAUGUGGACAAUCACCGACCUAGGGGAGGCGAAGACCAAAGGCAGACAGCAAGUGUGGUACUUUAAUGACUCUUGCGAUGACUGGGAUGACAUCAACGUCGACAUCAACAUCAACACCACGGCCCAAGGCCUGUACCGUAGACUCAGACUCUCAUCUCCAGCUGCAACCAUGUCCAAGAAGCUGCCAAUGCCUCUCUCACUCACCACAGACGACAUUGCCAUACGGGCUAGAACCCUAGGGAAUGCCUAG